Hevea brasiliensis (rubber tree) is the source of this 1775-nucleotide messenger RNA. RefSeq names its product protein TIC 62, chloroplastic. Lineage: Eukaryota; Viridiplantae; Streptophyta; Magnoliopsida; Malpighiales; Euphorbiaceae. The transcript is spliced from 13 exons. The record is from RefSeq and is a predicted model, not a curated record. Bases 110 to 1537 code for a protein of 475 amino acids.
CACAUGGAGUCGAAGGAGUGCCACAACUGCCAAAGUGAAACAGGAACUAGGCCACAGGAUAAUGUCUUCUGGUUUUCUUUUUGAACCUUAGCAGAAACAAACUUGGUCUAUGAAAAUGGAGAGUUGUUCCUCGCAAUCAUCUACUAUACCCACCAUACCCACUUCUCUAACCAAAACUGGCUUCCUUGACAAAGCUUCUGUACAUGGUCAGCUCCUCAGAUUCCCCAGUUUCAAUAAGUAUCCACAUGCCAGAAAGCUUAAAACUUUUGACGUCAAAGCUCAAGCCUCAGUUAUUACCAAAUUCAGCUCAGGGGCAGUUGAGGCCAUUCCAAAGGAAACAGAUAUUAAAGAUGAUAAUCUUGUCUUUGUUGCUGGUGCAACUGGUAGAGUCGGGUCACGGACAGUGAGGGAGCUUCUCAAACUUGGUUUCCAAGUUAGAGCUGGAGUCAGAAGUGCUGAGAAAGCACAAACUCUUGUGCAGAGUGUUAAGCAAAUGAAACUUGAUGGUGAAGGAGCUCAGCCUGUAGAGAAGCUUGAAGUGGUAGAAUGUGAUUUAGAGAAACAAAAUCAGAUUGGAUCAGCAUUGGGCAAUGCAUCUAUUGUUAUAUGCUGCAUUGGAGCUGGUGAGAAAGAGGUCUUUGACAUUACAGGACCUUAUCGAAUUGAUUAUCAGGCUGCCAAAAACCUCAUUAAUGCAGCAACUGCUGCAAAAGUUAAACAUUUUAUUAUGGUUUCGUCAUUGGGAACAAACAAAGUUGGAUUUCCUGCAGCUAUUCUGAAUUUGUUUUGGGGUGUCUUGAUUUGGAAGAGAAAAGCAGAAGAAGUACUCAUAGCCAGUGGUAUUCCUUACACUAUAGUGAGACCUGGAGGAAUGGAGCGACCCACUGACGCAUACAAAGAAACGCAUAAUAUUACCUUAUCAGAGGAAGACACUUUAUUUGGUGGCCAAGUGUCAAAUCUUCAGGUGGCUGAACUCAUGGCAGUUAUGGCUAAAAACCGUGGGCUUUCCUACUGUAAAGUGGUGGAAGUAAUUGCUGAGACAACUGCACCCCAGACUCCAAUGGAAAAGCUUCUUGAAAAAAUACCAUCUCAACGUGUUGAACCAAAGGAACUGGAUGCAGCUGAGGGGCCUGCUACUGUGGCUCCUAAGGAGAUGGCAAUUGAAGCUCCAAGUCCAAGUUCUCUUUCUCCCAUUGAGAAGGGACCUCAACAAGCAACUGUGACAAGGCCACUGUCUCCUUAUUAUGCUUAUGAUGAUUUAAAACCACCCACUUCCCCUACUCCAACUCCACCUGGUGGUCAGAAAGAAAGAUAUGAUGAUCUCAAACCACCAACUUCCCCAUCUCCUACUCCACCAGGGGAAUCACUCCCAGCAUCUUCCUUGAAUGGAGGGUCUAAGGUGGUCAACAAUGCACCUCCAACAGCAUCAAAAGAUGAGCAGCAAAAUACAGAAGCAAAGCCAAGGCCACUUUCACCUUAUGCAAUGUAUGAAGACAUGAAGCCUCCAACUUCCCCAUCGCCAUCACCAAGGGCAUAGAAUUGAAACAACUGCACAACCAGAGGAACAAAAAGAGCGAAAAAAAGAAACAUUUCAAAGUAGUGUCAAUCUUGACAUUGUCAUUGUGCCAGGGAAUCCAUUCAACACCUGUCCUUGUAACUUAUGAAGAGGCUGGCAACUUGAUUUGCGGCUGUCAGUUCUACGAAUAUUUUUGUAAUUGGAUUCACUUUGAGAUCAGUUUUGAAUAACUCAGGCUUGACUUGUCAUUUUUUAAAAG